This is a messenger RNA of Elephantulus edwardii (Cape elephant shrew), 1716 nucleotides long. RefSeq names its product UNC homeobox (gene UNCX). Gene Ontology annotation, molecular function: DNA-binding transcription factor activity, RNA polymerase II-specific; sequence-specific double-stranded DNA binding. The transcript is spliced from 5 exons. The record is from RefSeq and is a predicted model, not a curated record. Gene Ontology annotation, biological process: regulation of DNA-templated transcription. Lineage: Eukaryota; Metazoa; Chordata; Mammalia; Macroscelidea; Macroscelididae. Bases 1 to 1716 code for a protein of 571 amino acids.
AUGAAAACCAGCGCGAUUGAGAUGCGCGAGCGGCGCGGCGCGGACUGGCUCUGGAGGUCAAGUGACGGACGGAUUGUGGCCACGUCCCCCAGCCCCGGGGAGAGGGGGACAGGCCCGCACGGUGCGGCCCUGGCCAGAGGCGCCGAGCUAGGCCUGGGCCGCCAGGGUCAUGGCCGCCUCCUGGAGCACCCGCACGCCCAGUUUGGGGGCUCUCUGGGCGGCGUGGUGGGCUUCCCCUACCCCCUGGGCCACCACCACGUGUACGAGCUGGCUGGCCACCAGCUGCAGUCGGCCGCCGCCGCCUCGGUGCCCUUCUCCAUCGACGGGCUGCUCAGCGGCUCGUGCGCAGCCGCCGCCUCGGUGGUCACCCCCACGCCGCUGUUGCCUGCUGCCUGCGGGGUCGGCGGCGACAGCCAGCCCUUCAAACUGUCAGACUCGGGAGACCCGGACAAGGAAAGCCCUGGCUGCAAGCGGCGGCGCACCCGCACCAACUUCACAGGCUGGCAGCUGGAGGAGCUGGAGAAGGCAUUCAACGAGAGUCAUUACCCGGACGUGUUCAUGCGUGAGGCGCUGGCGCUGCGCCUCGACCUGGUGGAGUCCCGGGUGCAGGUCUGGUUCCAAAACCGCCGAGCCAAGUGGAGGAAGAAAGAGAACACGAAGAAGGGCCCGGGGCGCCCUGCGCACAACUCGCACCCCACCACGUGCAGCGGCGAGCCCAUGGACCCUGAGGAGAUCGCACGCAAGGAGCUGGAGAAGAUGGAGAAGAAGAAGCGCAAACACGAGAAGAAGUUGCUGAAGAGCCAGGGCCGGCACCUGCACUCGCCCGGAGGCCUGUCGCUGCACAGCGCGCCCAGCUCGGACAGUGACAGCGGCGGAGGUGGUCUGUCGCCCGAGCCACCUGAGCCGCCGCCAGCUGGGGCCACAACCAAGGGUCCGAGCGCCCCUUCCUCCGCUCCCGGGUCUGCACCCGCCCCUCCGGGUGAGCCCCCCGCGCCCACCGCCUGCGAUCCCGCCUACUACCCGAGCCAAAGAAGCGGAGCCGGCCCGCAGCAUAGGCCAGGCCGGCCCGCGGACCAGGACGCAGCCCCGUGCGCGCCCGGGGCGGCGGGGGCUGGAGUAGGGGGCCUGCCCAAGGCCAGCCCCUUCAGCGUGGAGAGCUUGCUGUCCGACUCCCCGCCUCGUCGGAAAGCCGCGCCCGGCGUCGCCGCUGCCGCCACUGCCGCCGCUGUUGCCGCCGCCGCCGCCGCGGGGCUGGACUUCGCGCCGGGCCUGCCGUGUGCUCCACGGACCCUGAUCGGCAAGGGCCACUUUCUGCUCUACCCCAUCACGCAACCUCUGGGUUUCCUGGUGCCGCAGGCUGCGCUCAAGAGCGGUGCGGGCGGGGAGGCCAAGGACGCAUCGCCCGCGGCCCCGGGCUUUGGCUCUUUCCCUGGACCCGGCGGCGCUCCAGACCCGGCCUUCGCACGCCGUAGCCCCGACGCCGGCGCCUCCCCCGGGCCCCCCGCGUCCUUGCGGGACCCCGUUGAGGGCGGCAGCGGCAGCGGGGACGGCGCAGAGGCUGGGGCCAGCUGCCCAGCGCCCCCGCCGCCAUCUCCCGGGCUCAGCCCCAGAGCUCCCAGCCCCAUCGAGGAGCCGGCCGCCUGCGGGGCCCUAGAUCCCAGCGCCACCGAGGCCGAGGGUAGCGCGCCCGAGGGCGACGAGGUGGACAUGGAUUGA